GGGAGUGGCCGGGGGAGGCCGGCGGAGCUGGGCUGCCGUGGGGCGCCGCGCUGCCUGAUCGCCCCGGGCGCUGCCUUCCUCCUCCUCCUCCUCCUCCCUCCUCUCCUCCUCCUCCUCCCGCCGCCGCCCGCCCGGCCCGGCCCGGCCCGGCUCCGCUCGCCAUGGGAGAUGUGGUCUCCACGCACCUGGACGAGGGUCGCCGCCAGCACAUCGCGGAGAAGACAGGGAAGGUGCUGGGGGAGUUUUGCCGGUGCUACAAGGAGCAGUACGGAGUAGCGCUCUUCAACAGCGUCCGCUAUGAGAUCGAAGGCAACGGAGGGCCGCAGGCCCAGCUGCUCCACCGCAAGGUCCCGCUGGAAGACCACGUCAUCUACUCGGGCAACCUCUUCCAGUACAUUGAGGAGAACAAGAAGUGGAGGAACCGCUUCUGCGUAGUCCCGCACAACUAUGGCUUGAUCCUCUAUGAGAACAAACUGGCCUAUGAGCGGGAGCUGCCGCCCCGCGUACUGAUCAACAGCGCUGGCUACAAGAUCCUCACUUCUGUGGACCAGUACCUGGAGCUGGUGAACAACAGCCUGCCUGGUGUGACGCCCAAAUCGGGGCACUCCCCCAUCCUGAAGUGCCCCACGGAUUUCCCCCUCAUCCUCUGGCACCCCUAUGCCCGGCACUAUUACUUCUGCGUGAUGACGGGCAAGGAGCAGGAGAAAUGGCGGGCGGUUUUCCAGGACUGCGUGCGGCACUGCAACAACGGGAUCUCCGAGGACUCCAAAGUGGAGGCUCCAGCCUUCACAGAUGCCGUCCGCAUGUACCGCCAGUCGAAGGAGCAGUAUGGCACCUGGGACAUGCUGUGCGGCAACGAAACCCAGGUCCUGAGCAACCUAGUGAUGGAAGAGCUGCUUCCCGAGCUGAGGACCACCAUCGGCCCGCGGCUGAAGGGCAAGGCUCAGGAACGCCAGCGGACCUGGAUCCAGAUCUCAGAUGCUGUCUAUAGGAUGGUCUAUGAGCAGACCAAGGCCCAGUACGAUGCAGUGAUAGCCAAGUGUGAACAGGAGCGGCCCCAGAUGGAGAGCACCAUCCGCACGGACAUGGACCAGAUCAUCACUUCGAAGGAGCACUUGGCCAGCAAGAUCCGAGCAUUCGUCCUCCCCAAAGCGGAGGUCUGCGUCCGUAAUCACGUCCAGCCCUACAUCUCCUCCAUCCUGGAGGCCCUGAUGACGCCCACAAGCCAGGGCUUUGCUGAGGUGCGGGAGGUGUUCUUCAAGGAGGUGACAGACAUGAACAUGAACAUCGUCAAUGAGGGUGGCCUGGAGAAGCUGGCAGAGUACAUGGAGAAGCUUUCCCACCUGGCCUUCCACCCAGUCAAGAUGCAGUCGUGCUAUGAGAAGAUGGACCAGCUGAAACUGGAGGGCCUUCAGCAGCGAUUUGAUGUCUCCAGCACGUCCGUCUUCAAGCAGAGGGCCCAGAUCCACAUGAGACAGCAAAUGGAUGAUGCCGUGUACACGUUCGAGACGCUGCUCCAUCAGGAUCUCGGGAAGCAGCCGGGCAAAGACGACCUGUGCAAGUCCAUCCAGCGCAUCCUUGAGAGGGUGCUCAAGAAAUACGACUACGACAGCAGCACUGUGCGGAAGAAGUUCUUCAGGGAGGCCCUGCUGCAGAUCACCAUCCCCUUCCUGCUGAAAAAGCUGGCGCCGACCUGCAAGGGGGAGUUAGCCAAGUUUCAGGAGCUGAUCUUUGAGGACUUUGCCAGCUUCAUCCUGGUGGAGAACACUUACGAGGAGGUUGUGCUACAGUCGGUGAUGAAAGACAUCAUGCAAGCUGUGAAGGAGGCGGCCGUGCAGCGGAAGCACAACCUGUACCGCGACAGCAUGGUCAUGCACAACAGCGAUCCCAACCUGCACCUCCUGGGCGAGGGCAUCCCCAUCGACUGGGGCGAGGAGUACAGCGGGCAGCCCGAGGCCGAGCCAGCUGCCGACAAGCGCCGCAGGGCCAAGCAAGUGGUGUCAGUGAUCCAAGAUGAUGAGGGGGUCCUGCCCUAUGAGCUGCAGCCCAGCUCCCCGGAGCCACGGGAGCCAGACGAGCCGGACCCUGGGGCACCACCGAGCUCCCCGGAUGGGGUGGAGGAGAUCCGGGAGGCGCUGGCGAAGGAGAGCCUUGGGGAGGGCGUUGGGGCAGAGGAGCGGCUGACGAAUGGUACUAACACCACACAGGAGAGCAGUGCCACCGAGGAGGUGGCAGUGGUGGCAGGGUCUGUCCCAGGUGAUGUCCCCCAAGGUCCAGCCAGUGAGGGGGACAGGGUGCACUGCGCCACGCCGGCAUCGCCUGUCCCUGGAGCCGAGGUCCCACCAGGGGCUGGGGUGCCACAUGCUGCACCAGCAUCACCCAUGUCGGCAUCACCCGUGCCUGGAGCCGCUGUCCCAUCAGGGGCCAGCGUGCAACACGCCGCACCAGCAUCACCCAAACCGAGAGUCAAUGCCCCAUCAGAGGCCGGGGCGCCCCAUGCCACGCCACCAUCACCCGCACCUGGAGCUGAGACCCCAUCACCAUCUGUGGAGGUGGCUUGCCACAAGCCCAGUGAUAAGGAGCCGGGCAAGGAGGUGGCCCCCCCGGGCGGCAAAUGCAGCACCCCGCAGCCCAUGGGCACGACGGAGAGUGGUGAGGGGGUGCAGACUGAGUUCUAGCCCCGGGCCACCCGCCCCGCUGUGGACUGGCCCCGGUGAUGCCGGGGGUUGGGGUGGAGGGAAUAGGACCCGUGGUGCUGCCAGGGAUGGAGAGCAGCGCCGCGGGAAAGGGAGGGGAUGGGAAACACCGAGACCGUAUUGCCUAGGCGGGGCGGGGGGGGUCCCCACUGCUGCACAGGGCUGGCCACAGCCAAGUCGUCCUAACUGGGUCAGAGUGGGGGAGGCCCCGGCCAGGCCCAGGGCACCCCCUGCUCUGCUCUGUCCUUCUUCUGCCUUAUUGUCUUGUUUUCUACUGAAGAGAUGCUUUUAUCCAUGCCCCGGCCACCCAGCACAACAGCCUGGGGUGCUUGGGGGGCUGGCAUGAACCCCGCUAUGGAUGGGUGUGCAGGGUGCUUCUGGCUGCCCCAGGGGGGUCAUCCCCUGCCCCAGCCCGGGGGGGUUUCCUGGGAGCCUGCCCAUCGCCAUCCCACCCAGCCGGCUCUGGGCGUGCCAGUGGGAGCAGGGGGCACAGGGGAUGGGAAAAACGUGAUGGCAGCCAUGGACAUGGUGGGGAUACAGCAAUGCUGAGCGGCUUGAACUGCUGUUGACGGGGCAAGAGCUGGGACAGGCUCACGGCACCCAGCACCCUCACCCUGGGGUCUUCUAGCAGCUAUUUAACUUCAAAGUAAAAACUUACAGUGGCAGGUGGCACUCACACAGUGUCUCCAGCCUUGCCUGGCAGGACUGAGCUGCCUCUGGGCUCAGGCUUGCCGUGCAGCGCUGGGACCCCAGCUCUCACCCUCUGGAGCCCCCCCAGCACCACACACGGAUGAUUUCUCCGGCUUUGCAGGUUUUGGCAGCUGGUUGGAAAAAGAGCUGAGGUCUUAGGGUGGUUUGCCGGCACGUGCAGCAGCCCUGCCCACCAUGGGGAGGGGGAUGGGACCGGCACAGCCCCCACACAGAGAUGUGAAGAGCCCCUGAGCCUGUGGGGGUUGGCAGGACUCAUGAGUGUGACACGUGUGCCCCUGCACCCAGCAGGGACCAGCACCCCAACAUUCGCAUGUAUUUUAGGUGCCACUGUUCCUGCCUCUGAAGGGGAGGUGCCCAGCCUAACCCACUCGGGGAGGUCCCCCAAAGUGCCUUGCUGUGGGAACUUAGAACCUGUCUCUUCCAGGAUAUUUUAUUAAGAAAGUUAUACAAAUGUUUAAAAAUAUGCUUAUAAUAAUUAAUAAAAUGGAAAAGCUUUAUUUAAA
Messenger RNA from Phalacrocorax carbo (great cormorant), 3910 nucleotides. Lineage: Eukaryota; Metazoa; Chordata; Aves; Suliformes; Phalacrocoracidae. The record is from RefSeq and is a predicted model, not a curated record.